Molecule: messenger RNA, 234 nt
Organism: Dicrocoelium dendriticum
Lineage: Eukaryota; Metazoa; Platyhelminthes; Trematoda; Plagiorchiida; Dicrocoeliidae
Source: the annotation of a GenBank genome assembly
AUACGGGAAUAUUACAAGGCUGAUUACACAGAAAUGUUUUCCACAUGUGACCGAGAAGCUUACAUUAAUUCGCCACAAGUUUCAGGCAAUUACUCUUUGCACGUAUUAAAAUCGACCAAACCGGUUUAUUUGAUUGAUUAUCCAAAUUAUGUUGACUCACAUCGUAGAAUGAUAUAUGCGUUAAACGAAAAAGGAUGCAAAUAUAAUGGCUUUGUAGCAAGUCUCCAUGAAUAA